AUGGACGGCGAAAAGGUAUUCCAGCCUCGAGACGAGGGAAAGACGAGUCAAGACAUUGAACAAGAGGCAUGGGAUACAGAUAAUAAGGUGCCUUUCGAACAAGACUCCAAUAUCGUGGACUGGGAUGGGCCAACCGACCCGUUGAACCCGAUGGAGUGGGCGAUGUCCAAGAAGGUGACGAUGAUAGGGAUUGUGUCAUUCCUGACUUUCUUAACUCCUCUCGCGUCAUCUAUCUUUGCCCCCGCCGCCGAAGAAGUUCUGGCAGACUUUGGCUCGAACAGCAUCUACAUGGAGAGCUUCAUCGUCUCCGCGUACCUGCUGGGCAACUGCUUUGGACCGCUGGUGAUAGCCCCAUGGUCCGAACUGUACGGCCGUUCGCCGGUCUACCAUUGCUGCAACGUCCUGUUCGUGCUGUUCAACGUGGCGUGCGCCAGGGCGCCGAACCUGGGCGCCCUGCUGGUCUUUCGCAUCUUGUCCGGUCUGGCGGGGGGCUGUCCGCUCACGCUCGGGGCCGGGACGAUUGCAGACCUCGUCCGCGCGGAGAAACGGGGAGGCGCAAUGGUGUCGUGGGUGAUGGGACCGUUGUUAGGGCCUGUCGUGGGACCGAUAGGUUCAGUCGGCGGGUAUCUGUCUCAGGCAAAGGGGUGGAGGUGGUGUGCCUGGUUCCUGGUAAUCAUGUCAGGCUUCGCAACCGUUCUCACCUUCCUCUUCCUGAAAGAGACGUACGCCCCGAUCAUCCUGGAACAAAAGACACAACGUCUGCGUAAACAGAUGGACAACCCCCAUCUCCGCUCGAAGCUGCAGAAGGACCAGAUGGCAAAAGACCUGUUCAAACGCUCGAUCGUCCGCCCAAUCCGCAUGCUCGCUCUGUCUCCGAUCGUCUUCCUGCUCUCGCUGCACAUCUCCAUCAUCUUCGGAUACAUUUACCUUGUCUUGACUACGCUCUCGGAAGUGUUCGAAGACACGUACGGCUGGUCGCAGGGCAACGUGGGACUGUCAUACAUCGGCAUCGGGGUCGGGUUUCUCCUCGGCCUCUUCUUCACGGGGGUCAUCUCCGACAGACUCGUGGACCAUCUCACGGCUAAGGCUUCUCAAGGAGAGAGGAAACCAGAGUACCGCCUGCCCCCGAUGGUGAUCGGGAGUAUCUGCGUACCCAUCGGCUUGUUCCUGUACGGCUGGACGGCAGACACGAAGCAGCAGUGGAUCUUGCCUAUCAUCGGAACGGCCUUUCUUGCGAUAGGGAUGGUGAUUUCAUUGAUGACAUGCACCACCUACCUCGUAGAUGCGUAUCCUGUAUACGCCGCCUCCGCGACAGCAGCCAGCACUGUUUUCCGCUCACUGGUCGGCGCUCUGCUCCCCCUGGCAGGGAACCCAAUGUACGCUGCCCUGGGACUAGGGUGGGGGACAUCCCUGCUGGCGUUUAUUGCGUUGGUGAUGGUGCCAGUGCCGCUCUUCUUUUACCGGUAUGGCGAGAAGAUUCGGAAGGCGACUAAAGCUGAAUUCUAG
Molecule: messenger RNA, 1506 nt
Organism: Penicilliopsis zonata CBS 506.65
Lineage: Eukaryota; Fungi; Ascomycota; Eurotiomycetes; Eurotiales; Aspergillaceae
Exons: 5
Coding region: 1-1506 (501 amino acids)
Biological process (GO): transmembrane transport
Molecular function (GO): transmembrane transporter activity
Source: RefSeq, a predicted model, not a curated record